UUUGACAUUACGGACAUACAUAACCUUUCAAUCUUCCGCUAAUGCAUAUUGGUAUCGCAAUUUUACCAAUUUCUAUUGUUUUAACAGAAUAGUUCCUCUAAUUUAACUUUUCUAAAUGUAGCAUAAAUUAUCAAAAUGGAAGGAUUUGAGAUAAGAUUGACAAGCAGCAAGAAGGGUAAAGGACUCUGUGCAACGCAGAAAUUUGAUCAGGGUGAUGUUAUUUUAGAAGAGGAUCCUUUAGUGUCGUGUCAGUUUGCUUGGAAUGCGGCCUACAGAUAUUUAGCAUGUGACUACUGUAUGAAGCCACUAGAAACUCCAGAACAGAAUGUUAGGCGACUAUCAUGCAAACCAGACAUAGUUCUGCCUCAUUCUGAUAGAUUUGAUCUGAACCUUGAAAGCAUAACAAGCUGUGACUAAUGUGGCGCCCUCUACUGUUCCGAGGGAUGCAGACAGAAAGCUUAUGUGACAUAUCAUAGAAUAUUGUGUCACAAUCCGAGUGAUGCACAACAUCCUAUUGUUGUUCUCAUGGAGACAUGGAAGACCUAGCUCGUCGAGGACAGAUCCACAGCCUGAUCCCUCCGAGCCCGCACAAGAUUGUUAGGUCUUGUUACGGAGCUGCGGAGGACCUAUCGGGUUGCCGGGCUCCGGUUCCAAGAGCAGAAGUAGGAACUGGGUGGUUUUUAGUCAGUAAGAGUCUGACAUCCCGUCUCGCUUCAUCCAAGCCAGGACAAGUAAUUCAAUGAUUUACCCCUCCAAAAGAAAAAAAAAAUGUUAUAACUUCUUCAGUGUCGCUUAAUUUGCAAUAUGUAAAAAUAGACGGUUUAUUGUUUUACUUAGGGUUCAUAUUUAAGCUAAGAUAAUCAUCUUCAGACCAAUCGGUCUACUAUAUAAAAUAUUUGUACUAAUGAGGAAAUUUUUUACAAAUAAAAAAGGUAUUACUCCAUUAGGUAUACAUAUGAGAUUUCGGUUCUCUAUUUGAUUAGAUUCUUGUGGCAUUGAGUCAUCGGAGAAUCAAUUAGGAGUAUUUAAUAUUAUUGUUGGUACUAAAAUAUUUGUUUUGAGCUAACAUACUUAAAACAAUCCCUAGACAGAAUUUGUUUAAACACUCAAAAUAGAUGUUAAACAAACAGAAUAGUGCAAUUACAUAAAUGGCACAAGUUCUGUAUUUACUUAUGAUAUUUGCUCAUUUAUACAUGUAUUGAUAUUGUGUUUUACUACCUUCUACUAUUCAUAUAACUGUAAAAUUCUUUGCAUAAAUUGGCAUACUCUUGUUUUUGUACUGUUGUUGUCUAGUCUUUAGGUCUGUUGAGGCACCUGUCUCAACAACGCCGGGCGCGCCCGCGCACCAGCGGCAGUGAACGAGGGACGCGGGGGGGCUGCGGCUCGCCGGCCGGUCUACAGCCGAGCCCGCGCCCCGCGUCGCGCCAGUCAGCUGUUGCAUGCUUAGACGCACGGCUGCGCUUACGCAUUUUUUUUACUUGUUACUAAAUUCUUAUCUACAUCUUGUUAUUCCGCUCUUAUACUAGUCAUUACAUUUUAUAUACAGUC
Molecule: messenger RNA, 1548 nt
Organism: Spodoptera litura
Lineage: Eukaryota; Metazoa; Arthropoda; Insecta; Lepidoptera; Noctuidae
Product: protein-lysine N-trimethyltransferase SMYD5-like
Biological process (GO): negative regulation of gene expression, epigenetic
Molecular function (GO): histone H4K20 methyltransferase activity
Source: RefSeq, a predicted model, not a curated record